GCGGUCACGGCAAAGAACUGAAUGUCUUAGAAAUAUCACGUGAUCGAUCCACUUGAUAUGAUAACGCUAACGGACGACGCCCUAAACGUGAAAUGAAACACGAAACAUGAAAGUAGUGAUAGCAGAGCCACCUACAUCACAAGUUGCGAUCUGCCAGUACCAUUCGCGGCUGGCAGCGGCUGGCAGACACAUAGACAACAACGGUCCAGAGUUCUUCACAGUCUGCUACCAUAGCUGCCCUUGGCCUUCGAUCAUACUUUUUUACCGUCACUUAAUCAUAUAUGUUCUAAUCAGGAUCGAUGUUUUAACUGUACUCUGUGGUUUGUCGUACCAACUAACAGACUGCCGUCUGACCAAGUUGCGCUGACCAGCACGACCAACAUCAUGGACAUACCGAGUGCCCGAGAGCUGUUGGACCGAUUCACCUACUACGACUAUGCCGUCUUCAUCGGGAUGUUAUCGAUAUCGGGAGCCAUCGGCGUGUUCUGUGCCUUCCACGGCGGUGCUCAGAACACCAUCCGCCAAUUACUGACGGGUAACAGGGCCCUGCCCGUCGUCCCCGUCGGCACGUCGCUUAUGGCCAGUUUCAUCUCUGCGGCAUACAUUCUGGGAAGUGCUUCCGAGGUGUACCGCAAUGGGACAAUGUAUGCCAUGAUGUUCUUGUCGUACGCGAUUACCAUACCGGUCACUGCCCACCUGUAUAUGCCGGUGUUUUACAACCUCAACGUCAUCACGGCGUACGAGUAUCUAGAGUUACGUUUCAACAGGCAGGUUCGGAUGAUAACCGUUGCUCUUUACACUAUUGAGAUGACGAUCUACAUUGCUAUCUCCUUGUAUGCUCCAGCCCUGGCACUGUCCCAACUGACAGGCAUGACACUAUGGUCUGCUGUGGCAGCUAUUGGAAUCGUCUGCACUGUAUACACAAGUAUCGGUGGCAUAAAAGCUGUGGUGUACACGGACACCUUCCAGACGGUGGUCACGGUGGUGGCCCUUGCCGUGGUGGUGCUCAUCGGCUACAGCGAAAUGGGUGGCUUCUUCAGAGUAUGGGAAAUCGCAAGAAAUGGAAGCAGGAUUGAGUUCGACAAUAUCAACCUCGACCCCACGAUACGUCAUACAAUCUGGGGCCUUUCACUGGGCGGCUUCUUCACGAGUGCUGCAAGCUACGCGACCAGCCAGAUGAUGGUGCUUCGCUACCUUACGGUGCCCAGCCUGCGAGAUGCAAAAAUAGUCAUAUGGCUCAACUUUCCCUUUCUGUGCGUUGUGCUGUUCCUGAGCUGCCUGGCUGGACUUAUGGUGUACGCAAGGUACGCUACAUGCGACCCCAUCGAGAUCGGACAAGUCAACAGCAACGACCAGCUUCUGCCAUACUUCGUCAUGGACGUACUAGGGAAAAUGACUGGAGUUCCUGGUCUGUUUGUUGCUGGGAUCUUUGCGGCGUCUUUGAGCUCAAUAUCCUCAGGUGUGAACGCCUUAGCGUCAGUGUUCUACGUCGAUGUCAUCGCUCUUAUCAAGGAGGACAUUCCAGACAAGAUAGGCGCUCGUAUCAUCAAUGGACUGGGUGUGUUCUUUGGGCUCCUGUCCAUUGGUUUGGUGGCGCUGGCAUCGCAGAUGGGCAACGUGUUGUCUGCCUCGCUGAGCAUCAACAGCGGCAUCGGAGGACCUCUCUUGGGGGUCUUCACACUAGGCAUUUUCGUACCAUCUGCGAAUAGCAAGGGUGCAUUGUCGGGACUGCUGGUAUCACUGGCCCUAUCAUUGUGGAUGUCCUUGGGGUCCUUUCUGGAAGGCACGGAAGCCAGCACAACUGCACUGGUAUCCGUGGAUGGCUGUCUGCAGUAUUUCCAAAACUUCACAAGUGUUCGCCCCGCGUCAUCUGUUGCCCAUACCGCACAUGUUCUUACUGGCGUCCUCAACUUGUACAAGCUGUCCUACCUCUGGUACAGUAUGAUCGCUUUCUUUUUCGUCUUCAUCGUGGGCGUUCCAGUGAGUCACAUUACAGGGCCAACGAGACCAGAGACCUUGAACCCGGAACUCCUCACGCCCUGGGUUGAUACAGUCUUGUGGUUCUUGCCCGAAGAGGUUCGAAAGUUCUUGCGGAGUGAUGUUGGAUCAAAAUACGUGCCAGACAUCACGUCUCCAUCAGCCAACUCCAAGACGUCAUCUUUCACAAAAGAAGUACUCGGUGUCGACUUUUUAAGGAAAGAAUCCUUGUCUCCAGUAUCUCCUGUCUUGGAUGCAUCUUAUAUCCGAAACGUCACGGAUAUUUCGUUCCCUGUUCCUCCACCCAUGAGAAAGCUUAGCUAUCAUCCGGGAAUCGUCACAAAGCUCACAACGGUGAUUUCGAACAAAGAAAACGACGAGGUCGAUGUUGUAGCGUUUGUGUGCUUCGAGCGAAGUGCAGAAGGAUCGAGCACUUGCAUGGCACCACAGGAAGUUGUGGAAUUUGUCGAAGUUGUCGCCAACGCCGAUGGAGGAUCGGCACACCUCGCGGCCCGCUUUACAGAAUGGGAUUACAUGGUGUUCGCCGGCAUGCUGUGCAUAUCCGCUGCCAUUGGCCUGUACUACGCCUGUAGUGGCAGCAAACAAGCUACCACAGCCGAGUUCCUCAUGGGCAACCGGAACAUGCAAGUAAUCCCCGUGGCCUUGUCCAUCUUGGCCAGUUUCAUGUCCGCCAUUACGCUGCUGGGCACUGCUGCAGAGAUGUACAACUACGGCACCCAAUACAUCUUUAUUCUCUUCGCAUACUGUUUAGUCAUUCCCGCUGCCGCCUAUCUCUACAUGCCGGUCUUCUACGAGCUGCAUUUAACCAGCACUUACGAAUACCUGGAACUCCGUUUUCAUCAUAGCCUCCGUGCACUAGGAUGCCUGAUAUUCGCGUUUCAAAUGCUGAUCUAUAUGGCCAUUGUCCUGUAUGCGCCGUCACUAGCGCUCUCGCAAGUUACUGGGAUCAGCGUAUGGACUUCUGUCCUCUCCAUAGGAAUAAUCUGCACCUUUUACACCAGCAUUGGUGGCAUCAAAGCCGUGAUAUGGACGGACGUGUUCCAGAUCUUACUCAUGUUCGGCUCAAUGCUGACCGUCACUAUAAAAGGGUCCCUUGAGCUAGGGGGCUUCAACUACGUCAUCGAGAAGGCCAGAGAUGGGAACCGUCUCGAAUUUUUCAAUUUCAGCUUCGACCCGACAGUUCGCCAUACAGUCUGGGGUCUCAUCAUUGGCUGCUACUUCACGUGGCAGUUCGUAUACGGUGUGAGCCAGGCUAUGGUACAACGCUAUCUCACUCUACCUAGCUUGGGAAAGGCAAAGCUAGCAAUCUGGCUUAACCUUCCCGGCCUGUCGUUCCUCAUGCUGAUCUGCUCCAUGUCAGGCUUAGUGAUCUAUGCCAAAUAUAGUGCUUGUGACCCAAAGCUCACCAAACGCAUCACGUCCGACGAUCAGCUCCUUCCACUAUAUGUGAUGGAAAUUCUCGGGGGCUACCCAGGCAUCCCAGGCCUCUUUGUGGCCGGCAUAUUCAGCGGCGCCUUGAGUACCGUGUCAUCGGGGGUGAACUCCUUGGCUGCGGUGGCACUCGAGGACGUGGUCAAAAGAUACAUAAAUCCCGGGAUAACUGACGCAGUUGCAACGACUUUGUCGAAAGGACUCGCCCUGUGUUUGGGACUAAUCUCAAUUUUAAUGGUCAUCGUCGCCCAAUCACUCGGCGGUGUGCUACAGGCUGCGUUAUCCAUCUUCGGCAUGAUUGGUGGACCACUGCUGGGCGUCUUUACAUUGGGACUCUUCUUUCCGUGUGCCAACUCUUUCGGCGCCAUGACUGGCCUCCUGGGUUCCCUUGCCUUCAGCAUGUGGAUUGGCUUCGGAGCUUUCAUCACCAAGCCUUUAAUACCCAGAGCUCCUAUUUCGGUACUCGGAUGCAUUGACGAGUACCUCAACGUCACCAACACUACCAUGUUUUCUAUGCCGAAACAGCCAGACUACUCUAAAAACGAAGACACAUUCAUCCUUUACCGCCUCUCGUACGUGUGGUUCAGCAUGAUUGGCUGCUGGCUUGUCGUUUUUAUUGGGCUCCUAAUGAGCUUCAUAACAGGUUGCACGAAGCCGUCAGCUGUUGACCCCCGGACAGUCCAUCCUAUCUAUAACUACAUGUGUAGAAAGCUACUACCUAGUCGACUUCAUGAGAAAUUCUUAACUAAACCUACCGAGCAAUACCUGACGGAGCAUCUGGUAGCCCUGGCACGUUCGCCCGCACAUCAGGGCAAGGACAACUUCGCAUACUUGGCAACCACGGAAGGUGAAAAAGGACCGUUUUUCGACAGCAUCAGAGCGCCGAGCUUCGAAAGCUUAGCUGCGAAGUCGUCUGCCGAAACUGUCGCAGGCGCACAGCUUAAGAGCUCCGACACCCAAGCAGCCAAGGCCCCUUCCGAAGAUGUGGGCCGGACAGAACCGAAUACCUUCGAAAGCCUUCCUGGGACGAGCUCUGCUGAAGGCUUAGCCGCUAGUCAACCGAAGACCAUAGCGAGCCAGCCAGAUGUGACGCCUGGUUUAGGGGUAGCUAGGGCAGAACCCAAGAGCGUCGAAAGUCUUGUUGGCACAUCGUCGUCCGAACAGCCGAAGUUGGAACAGAAGCUGGAACCACGGGAUCCAGCCACAAUAAAGGCUUCAGAAGCUGGAACGGCGAUACCGAAUGCCGAACUUGCAGAAGCACCAAAAGAAGUUACAUAGAUUACGUAUAUGGGUUAUGGUCUGUGUGAUCGCUGUUGUAUUUACGUACAAAACGUAUGAGCAUAAAACGAAUAUGUUAUUUAGUUCGUCGCAUAAUAUGGACUAGCAAGUUGUACCCUAACAAGCGGAGAUUCUGUGCGCG
This is a messenger RNA of Ornithodoros turicata, 4849 nucleotides long. RefSeq lists its product as uncharacterized. Lineage: Eukaryota; Metazoa; Arthropoda; Arachnida; Ixodida; Argasidae. Gene Ontology annotation, cellular component: membrane. Gene Ontology annotation, biological process: sodium ion transport; transmembrane transport. The record is from RefSeq and is a predicted model, not a curated record. Gene Ontology annotation, molecular function: symporter activity. The transcript is spliced from 31 exons. The coding region runs from base 385 to 4707 and encodes 1440 amino acids.